CUCAAAGCGCAACGCGGUCCCAUCACCGACUACAGUUAAAGGGUCCAGAGUGUCCUGCUUCCGGAGUUUCCUGUCCUGGGAGACCACUUGCUCGUAAACGGCCAAGCCCAGAUCGUCCCACGCCCUCGUUAUGUGUGGUCCCAGUUAUUGCACUCUGCUGCUAAUCGCGGCUUCCUGCUACGUCCUCGUGGUCUGCAGUGAGGCCAAGGCCUUGCAGGGCACGAGCAAACUGGAUUUGGCAAAUCACAUCAGCGCAGGCUCUGCCAGAGGAUCAUCAUCAUCAACUUCAGCGGUGGCGGCCAUGAGUGAAGCCCGCCAGAAACGCGCCAUGGGCGAGUAUAAAGAGCUGACUGACAUCAUUGACGAGCUGGAGGAGAAUAGCCUGGCCCAGAAGGCGAGUGCCACAAUCCCGGUGGCCGCCGUGCCGCCGCAGGGCCAGGAGUUCGAUUUGGAUAGCAUGCCGCCACUGACCUACUACCUGCUGCUGCAGAAGCUGCGACAGUUGCAGAGUAGUGGCGAGCCCGCUUAUCGCGUGCGGACGCCACGCCUUGGCCGCAGCAUUGACUUUCAGCGGCUCCUGGACGCCGAGGGAGCGGCGGGAAUGGGGGGCAGCGAGGAGGCCACUGGCGGGCAGUUCAUGCAGCGCAUGAUAAAGAAAUCGGUGCCGUUCAAGCCCCGCCUGGGCAAACGUGCUCAAGUGUGCGGCGGCGAUUGAGUCACGACAAGGACGCGAGGACAUGGCACGGAAACCGGACGGAGGACGAUCCCAGGACAAGGUUGAGGCCAGGCGACUGGCCCUCGAGCUAACUUAACCCCCUUAAUGGCCAGCUGAAUUCGACGCGACGCAAAAAUAAUCCACAUAUGCAUAGUGAAUGACUAGUUACCAGCGCUAUAACCCUGUUUUUGAGAGGAACUAAUGAUGUGUAUAUAUAGUCUAUCUAUUUAUUAUUAAUUUGAAUAAAGUGCAGCCCCCAAAA
Molecule: messenger RNA, 977 nt
Organism: Drosophila rhopaloa
Lineage: Eukaryota; Metazoa; Arthropoda; Insecta; Diptera; Drosophilidae
Gene: Hug
Product: protein hugin
Exons: 3
Coding region: 131-715 (194 amino acids)
Source: RefSeq, a predicted model, not a curated record